Molecule: messenger RNA, 5826 nt
Organism: Pocillopora meandrina
Lineage: Eukaryota; Metazoa; Cnidaria; Anthozoa; Scleractinia; Pocilloporidae
Source: the annotation of a GenBank genome assembly
AGAAAAACCCGAAAUACGAGAAUAGUCCAGGAGAAGACCAGAAUGACCGACACCAACGAGGUGCAGCCCGCUAAGCGGGUCAAACUAACGGAUGAGAAUGGCCUGGAUAACAACAGCAUUCAAAGUUUUCGUGGUUUCCAGCUCAUCAAGGUCCUGAACGAAAAUGCCAGAAGUAAAACUGUCGCCGUUCAUGGUGGGUCGAUCUUUUUCACUAAGCAUGCAAAAUUACCAGAAUUUAGUUAACUGUCAGGUAACAUAAAGUAUAUCACCUGUUGACCUUUUCACUACACGCCAGAUGAACUUAGGCUUAUGAUAAACCGGAAUGUGAUGAUAGUUCCCGUUGGUGUAUUUUUCUAACGUCCGUAUUAAUAAUUAAAAAGGAUGACAUGUGCUUCACUUUGUAAUAUUGUUAUAUCUCGAUCUUUCCUUGAUCAGGUUAUUGUCAUUAGUGAUGCUGAAGGCACCACGUGUAGUCUGAUUUGAUCUUGAAUCUUGCGAGUGUUCAACAAUUAGACGAGGGUUAUUGCAGAGUCCCAUUAAUAUUUGUUUAUCAGGAAUAAGUUUACAGACCGAAUUAGAUGAAACAAAGGUCUGAUACUUAUCUAUUCGCAAACUUGGUGCCUGUUAAUUAAUAACGUGAUGUUUAUAGCACCACGUGGAGUUCAAUUUAAUCUUGAAUCUUGCGAGUGAUCGAGAAUGCAUGAUAGGCAUUUCAGAGCCCAAUUUGUUUGUCAUGAGUAAGAAUACAGGCAGAAUCAGAUGAGACAAAGACCUGGUACCAAGUAAUCAAAACUAGGUGAAAAUUUGAGAAACUAUAUACCUAUCAGACAUAUAGAUUCCUCUGCUCAAUAACAGUAUCUGGGCAACUGCCCACCUACCCCUCCCCUUACCCAACAUUCACCCUAACUUGUUAUCAAUUGACUGUUGUUGGGUUAGGGAGGGCGUAGGUGGGCAGUUGCCCAGAUACUGAUAUUGAUCCAAUUCCUCUCACCAGUUAUUCUGUAGCAUUGUACUUUGACAGUGUAAUCAGACACCUGAAAUUGGACAGUUAGAUUUCACUGAGUAUAGUCAAAUUUCUCUUAAGCAGACACCCACUGGAAUUGAGAAAAGUGUCCAUUGGUAGAACUGUCUGCUUGCCAAAAAUUAUUUCUGAAAUUGAGACUGAAGAAAAAUAUGGUGGAAGUUGGCUUACCAGAGAGUGUUAUGUUGGACUCUUAUUAAUUUAAAAAAAAUGGACAAGUUGCUUUCCCACAGACAAAAAAGGGGAAUUGAGAGGAGUAUCUGUAAGUAGAACUGUCCACCUACAAGGGUGUCGUCUCGGAGGGUUGACUGUUUAUACAAAUAGAUCCACCAAUCAAUCAUUUACUGUAACCACAGAAACAAACUUACCAUCUAAGCUGGGAAUGUCCCAAAAUGAAGGAUUUUGUUUCACGGUUUUCAAAUUUUUAAAGUUUUUCUUUUUGAGAAUGCUCAAAAGCUGUUUUUAAAUGUGUUUAUUGCACUCAUGUCAAAUAUUGUAAUUAAUUAAUAAGUAUUAAAGUAACAGAAUUACAAGCUAUCAGCCCUUCUUUCACGCAUUUAAAUGUCUUCAAAAUUGCAAUGGUUAUAAUUAAUUGGUAUUGGUAACAGGAAUUGUGUUGUCCCAUUCAAUCAGUAAUUGUACUUGUAAUUCGCAAUUUAGUCUCCUGUUUUGAUCAUCAGAUUUUGUCAAUCACUGUUAUGAGUAAAAACGGAAUUGGAUUCUGCUUUAUCCUAACACUGUUAGAAGUGUCACAUCAAAAAAAAACUCCCUUCCUCCUCUCUUUCUAAGGAUUUUUAAAAAAUGUGUAACUGAUAUUCAUGUUAUUUACAGGAAAGUUUGGAGAAUCAGAAUCUGAUGCUGUGGUUCUUUUGGAGAAGACACCUUUUUCAGAAGAUACCUUACCACAAAUGUUGUCUGCAGAAACUAGCGUUAAGAUGGAAUUUAACAAUGAUAUCUACAACCAGUGUACAUGCCAACCACAAUCACGUUUCAAUACAUUGAAGGGAACAAUAAUCUACCCAGCUACAGCUAAACAUCUUGAUAAAUUUUCAUCCCGAAAUGUGCAUUUUGUUCAAGAAACUCCAGAUGUUUAUAAAUCAAUUACUCUUCCAUUUAUUGAGGAAAAAUCUUUCAGUAUUCAGGUAUGUGUGAUGUUUUUCGGUUUAAUUGCUCUGCGAUAUUUUUGACUCUUUGGUUUUAAUUACCAGAGCCUCCACAAAUUAUGGAAAAUCAGCAAAAACAUCAAAAACAACAACAAUUUUACUUGUAAUUUACAAUUAAAAUUUUUUAUAUGUUAUCUAAAUAAGGAACACAGACUGUAGCUGGUCACCCAAACUAACUGUUGGGUGAACAGCAAUGAAAGUUACUUAAUAAGUAGUGAAAAUCAAAGCCUGAGAAAAAAAUUUCAGGGAUGAACCCAUGACCUCUGUGAUACCGCUGCAAUGCUCAACCAACUGAGCCAACAAGCCAAUUGGGAGCUGGUAAUUUUUUUGUUAUGUAAUAAACCGGCGUUAAGUGAUGAAUGAAUGAUGGACAGUGAUUAUACAAAUAUCAUACACAUAUAUUUGAACUGUGGAUUAAUCAGUGAAGAUGAGAGUGAUCUUUGCUGUAAUGAACAGUACUUAACCAGUAUGGAGCAUAAAGCCUGAAAAAAAAAUUUAUUCUUUAAUUAAGGAAAUAGCCAAAUACAAAAGUUUUCUUAUAUUUGUAUUAUGUACUAUUCUGGGAUUAACAAUAAGCUUGGAUUUGUAUAGAUAUUUUGUUAAAAACUGUGUUUUCAAUACUUUUUCUGUUUUUGUCUUAUUUUUUAAAUGCUAAUUUUUUUACAAUUUAAUUACUCAAUUCUUCAAACUAUCUCACAAAUGCAUCCCCAACUUACUAAACAUCAACUUACCUACAUCAACCAAACUUACAUUACUCUAAGAAAACAAAGAUAUUUAUUACUACAAUGGUUAAUUGCAUCUUAUAGUUGUGUUAAACUGUUUAUAGUACUGACCUAAAAUACUUGAUAUUAAAAUUUUGUUUCAGUGGGUGUACAACAUUCUUGAAAAAAAGGCUGAAGUGGAACGUGUUGUAUUUGAAGAUAAUGACCCAGAAACUGGCUUUGUUUUGUUGCCAGACUUGAAGUGGGAUCAGAAACAGAUUGAAAACCUGUACCUGGUGGCUAUUGGCCGUAGACGAGGGAUUAAAUCACUCAGAGAUCUUGAUAGAUCCCACCUACCACUACUGAGGAAUAUAUUGUUGAAAGGACAGGUAACCUAACCUUAACCCUCUCACCCUCAGAAAUGAUGAACAUGUAACUUCUCCCCAAAAUGUCCAUAUUUUAUCCAACAAACAGGUAAUAAGAAUACAAAAAAUAAUCAGGCAGAAGAUGGUAUCUUGAUCUAACACCAAAUUCUCAUGAUUAAUAAAUAAGAUAAUGUGUGGUAGCAAGAGGGGAGAAUUAAUAAUCAGAUCUUGGGAGUUAAAUGGUUAAAUUCAGUCUGAAGAUUUUUACUGUUGCUCUUUUUGGUUUGGUGUGAUACUUAAACUGUUUUUGUUUUGUUUGUCUCUUUUUUUCUUUUAAUGAAGAAUGUGUGGAAUCAUUUUGAGCAAACAAAUGACUUUAUUUCAUCCAAGAAUCAUAAUAGAGAGGAUUUUAAUAUUUUAAUAUUCACAUAAAUUUCAAAUUCUUGAGAAAAAAAAUUUUAAAGACAUGUUUUUGGCAUGACUCAUGCUGUCAGCAGUUCAUUGUGUUGCAUCUGUUGACUUUGUUUUUGCAUGUUACGUAGGCAUUAGGCUAUCAGUUUAAAUCUUAUCACAGUAUUUGAAAUUAGUACCAUUACAGUAAUUUAAGUCAACAAUGAGGUGCACAAAUAUAAUACUUUGAAUAUUAAUCAAUGUGAAAAAUAAUUAUAAUAUAAAUAUAGAACUUUAAUAUAAAUUACAGUUAUGUUGCAUCUGUGCAUUCAGCUCAGAUAGCAAGUAGCUAAUAUACAAUGUCCCCUUUAGUUUCAGGCGAUAAGUAGUUUUGGCAAUGAGUAGUUUUAAGUCUAUAAAGUUCACCUAGGUUUAAAAAUGAGCUAUUUACAUAGCAGAAAUAUGUUUUAAGAGAAUCCUUUGCUUUCUACCAGCUGGUGCAUUCUCUGCACAGCUUAAUAUUUUUAUUAACCCUUUACACCCUAAAAUCAGUAUGCCAAUUCUCCAUACUGCUCUUCAUACAUUUCCUAACAUGCUGAUAAGGAGAAUUCGUUUAAUAAUCAAAAGCUUCUUCUGUUGGUUAUUUGAUCAUUUCCUUUAUUCUCAUGACCCUAACAUGUGAUUCAGGGUUGAUAUUGUAGGGAGAAAUUUGGUGCUAGUCAUUCUUAGGGUUUAUAGGGUUAAUGCAGAAUCCUUUCAGGCCUAAUGAUCCAACAUUUGAAAACUAGUUUGAAUAGACAAAUCAACUCCUUUGUUGGAAAACUCUUCACAUCUUCACGUCAGGAAUUACCCAAGGAGAUGAUUAAAAAUAAUGGAUCAAUAUCAGUAUCUGGACAACUGCCCACCUACCCCUCCCCUAACUCAACAACAGUCAACUGAUAACAAUUUAGGGCUAAUGUUGGGUUAGGGGAGGGGUAGGUGAUUAAUUGCUCAGAUACUGAUAUUGAUCCAAAAUAAUUGUGCAGUUUAGGGGACAGUGCUUAUUUACCCUGAAGACGACAUAGCAUCUAAAAAAUUUGAUUUUUUUACUUUUUCAAUAUAUUUUGCCUUGAAAGUAGCUCAUUUUUUAACCCUUUAACUCCCAAGAUCUCAUUAGUAAUUUCUCCUUUCUGUCUGCCAUACGAUUCAUAUGAUGUAGUUUGGAGAAUUUGGAAUUGGAUCAACUAAUAAUCCCCUAGUUGAUAUUUUUCUUAAUUCUCAUUACUUGUCUGCUUGAUAUUAUACUGAUAGUGUAAGGAGAAAUUCUGUCCAGGCCACGAGGGUGACUUAAAGAGUUAAGUAGUUUUAUAUUAAUAGUAUUUUUCUCUUUCUUCUAGGAAGCCAUAUGGGAUAAGUAUGGUGUUGGUAAAGACCAAAUUCAGGUUUAUGUUCAUUACCAGCCCUCUUAUUAUCAUUUUCAUGUACAUUUUACUCAUAUCAACUAUGAUGCUCCUGGCUGCUGUCUUGGUAAAGCUCAUCUUCUGCAUGAUGUGAUUGAUAAUAUAGAGAACAUUGAUUCCAAUUAUUACUCCAAGAGGACAUUGUUGUGUCUUUUUAAAGAGAAUGAUAAACUUCUUCAAAGGAUUCAGCAAGCAAAUCAUGGUGAAAACUCAGCAGGUGCAAAGGUCUAAUGAGGACAAAUAACCACAGACUUGUUAGAACUUAUUUUAACUGAUAUUCGAUAGCUUCGUCUGAGCAGACUAGCCUGGAAUGGAGGUGAAGACGAAUAAAAUUGAAAGGUGUUUUGUUAUGGUCUCUCUCUACAUAUUUCCAGAGGAAAAUGUGAUUUCUUAUAGUUGCAGCAUCAAUGCAAAUAUAUCAAACUACGCUUUCGUAGUCUGUCAAUGUUUCCGUGUAAUCUUUAUGACGAACAAGUCUCGAUAGUACGCUAAGAAUUAAGUCGGACGUACAAACAUCAGUUUGAUCAUACUAUAUGGUUGGGCUUUCUUGUAUAGAUAUAAUGCUUUUUCUGACUCAUAAAUUGUUUUAUCAAAGCAGCUUCAAGUUAGAGCAGUCCUACCAACAAGGAUUAGCAUACUAUUCUCACCUUUCAUGUCAAAAUUUCCUUCAUUAACCGUUAGAUCUCAAAGAACGGGUACUAACGCCCAGUGGCCGAGUACCGGUAAUAUAAAAAACCCCUUCCGCCA